Cylas formicarius (sweet potato weevil) is the source of this 1658-nucleotide messenger RNA. RefSeq lists its product as uncharacterized. The record is from RefSeq and is a predicted model, not a curated record. Lineage: Eukaryota; Metazoa; Arthropoda; Insecta; Coleoptera; Brentidae. The transcript has a single exon. The annotation marks the transcript as partial.
UCUGCAGACGGCGAAUACUUUAAUGAAUGCAUAGAUAAAGUAACUAAAGACGAACACGAAAUCGAAAAGCUGUUAAAAAAUCAAAUAUCGGUUACAUCAUCUGUUAUAAAAUCUUUUAAUUCUACAAUUCAAAGUUUCCGAAUCGACGAAGAAACUUUCAAUCAGGAUCUAACUCAAAUUCAAAAAUCUCUCUAUGAUAUUUCGGACACCGUAGCAUUUUACGAAAGUCAAAUUAAAACACUUAAUCUUUGCGAAAGCCUUAUGGAAAGUUAUGUAUACCUAGAGUCUUACCUCAGCGAUAUAUUAAACGCAAUCACGUUCGCACGAAUCAAAGUUUUACAUAGUUCUAUUAUUUACCCACGAGAUUUAGUCAUUUCUCUUCAGGAAAUUUCAAAAUCCUUGACAAAAAAUAAUUUACCACUACCACCCUAUACUUCGAGCAUUGCAAGGUACGUAGAUAUUAUGGAGCUAAAAGCAUUUCAAACCGAAAAUAAAGUUGUUUUUGUACCAAGAAUACCCUUAAUUGAGCCUGAAAUAUACACAUUGUAUCGUGUUUUACCUAUUCCAAUUUUGGACAAUCGAACACGAUUAUUUCAUAUAAUUCCAUCAACAAUAAAAUAUAUUGCGCGUGAUGACGAUUCUUUACUCUAUGUACUACCUGAAGAUCUAAAAAGCUGCAAACAAAUUCGCGGUAAAGAAAGAAUCUGUUUUAACUUAAUGCAAUAUCCCAUCGAUAGAGAAGCCCUUUGCGAAGCGCAGUUGCUUAGACAUUCCGAUCGUGUUCCUGUUACAUGUCAAUCUUCAAUCGUCUUGGCCUCCGAUUACAAUGUUAUAGAAAUCGACUUUAAUUAUUGGUUAAUUACCGUAUCCGAACCACUACCAAUCUCCAUUAAAUGUGGAAAAAGAGACCUCGUAGCCGAAAUGUUAAAAACUAAUUCUUUACUUAAACUACAAGCAGAUUGCAGUGCAUUUAUUGGAAGCUCCAGAGUACGAGCUAAAUACUUUGUCGAAGAAUAUAAGAACGUGACCUACAAGAGCCACGCCGUGGAGAUUCCAUAUGAUUGCUGUUCUCACAUUCCAGAGAAGUUUCAACCCCCAGAGUUGAAACCCUUGAAGCUAAGUAAGAUCGACACCGACGACCUUAACGUGGCCCAACACAAGCUGCACGAAUAUUCAGAAAAAUUAGAAAACCUACUUCAUCAACCAACCCUUCAGAAACAUUCUCACUGGCUGACAAUUAUUUCGAUUAUUUUAAUGACUGUUUUAGUACUUUGCUAUUUCGUUUGCAAGUGCCGGAGAAAGAAACCGACAACACUCAGCAUCGCCGAUGGUAACGAUCCCCAACAACCUCCGAAGCCAAGUCGAAGACCCCUGCUCCCGAUGCAACUCAAAUCACUAACUCCGAAAAGACGGACUAGCAUCCACCCAGAAGUAACUACCCGAGAAGCUACGCUUUAAUUAGUCUACGAAAAGCUGCAGCUAGGCUCCACCUUUUCACUUAAUGGGGGAGCUGUUAUAUCCGGAAAUCCUAUUGUCCACAUGGGUUAAAUGCCACCGACCUGCAAGAGUGCAACGAUUGCGAAAACGUCGUGUCAACGAUAUGUCGCAACAUCUGCAGCCGUCGACCCCGUCAACGUCAGCAUAAAUUUAUUAUAAAU